AUGGCCUCCAACAGCGAUUGUCCCUUUUUGAAUGAUUUCCCUUUUGAAAUCAGGACUCAGAUCUACAAAGAACUACUAGUCAAAAAGAUUUUGGGCACUGCAGAUUCUGUAUCCAGAAGUGCGAGCUAUGGAGCUGAUAUCAACUACGGCUUAUCACCACAAGUAUUGAGAGUCUGCCAUCAAAUUUACGUCGAGGCCUUGGAUGUUCUUUACAAAGAGAAUACCUUCUACAUCGCAUGUUUUCGGGUUGAUAAUCACCUUUCUAUGGAUAUGGAUUUGGGUGCAAGGAGUGAUGAUGAGAAUCCAAAUGCUGUACAGUCCGUCGAAGGACCUCUUGUAGAAUUGUGCCCUCUUACGAGAUAUCAGAACAACCAAAGCGAAAUGCCAUUUCUCAUUCCAAAUCUUGGUAACUGCUCUGCUGUGUCAAGAGUUCGCAAAUGGCGUGUGAUAGUUAGCAGACUCACAACUGCUGGUGGUAGUUGGGAUCCAAUUUGGAGUUUACGUGAAUUCUGCGAAGUGAUCUCUCAAGAUCCUCCAAUAUCUUUGGAACUAUUGAUUUUGCCUUGCGGCCUGGACUAUGGUCGGAACAAUAAUUAUUCUUUCGAUAGCUACGAACAGAUCUUGAAACCUUUGAGAAUCCUCCGCAAUAUCCAGACAUGUGCAAUCAAUCAAGCUUGUGCAGCCGACGUUCCGGAUAUCAUUCAACUCGCUGAUGAUGGGUUGGUCGAAAUUUUUACAGAGGGAGAUCGAGCUCUAGCAGACUGGGAACUUCCUACAGAUUUGAAGAUGAAGAUGGAAACACUUAUAACCGGUCAACAAUCCCUAGAUAUCUACCACAUGAUGCAUAGGAACCUCGUGGCUUACGCGCGAACCUUUGAGCGGCAUCGGCCUUACAAAAUGCAAAUGGGCUUAAGACGAGAGGAUAUCACACGGAUUGAUUCUAGAUGUCUCGAGUACGCCGAGUUCCUCGAUACGGGUUCUUUCAAUCCUUUUAUCGAGCCAACCCUUCACCCACUUGAAUUCGAACUUCGCAACUGUCAAGACGCCGUCAUGAACUCAGGCGAAGAUGAGUGGACAUUCAAAGAACAUCGCAAGCACGCCCUUACACACCUCGAGCGACAAUGGAACCAAAUCAUGAAUGCCAAUCAUAGACUAACGACAUUUAUAAAGAAAGAGAAAGUUCCCGGCGGCAUAUUCGACGCUGUUGAGAGAAAGAAUGAACAAUUGGGAUUCUCAAACAAUACAUGGGUAAUGCAAGAUCCAGAUAGGAAACAAAAGAUCUGUCUCGCUUUAGUAUAUCUCAAGCGCUACGCAAAAUCUUUCAAAAGACAUUUAACCUCUGCAAUAGAAGCCCAGAUCCACUCCCAACGUCAUCUCUACAACAGCCAUUACAAAAACCUACCACGCGAUCGUCUGAUCAAGCACUUAAUGACAGACCACCAAGUCGGCAAGAUCCGCAACUUCAUCACGAAGUUCAGCACGGCAGUCGAUAUGUGCGAUCAGCAGUAUCUCAAAAUCUUGACGGCUCGAAAGGCCCUCUUGGAUUACGACGGAUUGGGAAAGUACGAAUGCGGAGAUUUCAAUUUACAUAAGGGGUUAUCGGUGGAAAUGAUUGAUUGGAGUGUUAAUGAGCGGGAUUUGACGCCGCAGCAAUCGUUGGAUUCGGAUGAUUUUUAUGGUGAGGAUAGUGAUGAUGAUAGUGAUUGGUCUAAUUAUUUCUGA
Molecule: messenger RNA, 1722 nt
Organism: Botrytis byssoidea
Lineage: Eukaryota; Fungi; Ascomycota; Leotiomycetes; Helotiales; Sclerotiniaceae
Exons: 1
Coding region: 1-1722 (573 amino acids)
Source: RefSeq, a predicted model, not a curated record